Messenger RNA from Andrographis paniculata, 583 nucleotides. RefSeq lists its product as uncharacterized. The record is from RefSeq and is a predicted model, not a curated record. Lineage: Eukaryota; Viridiplantae; Streptophyta; Magnoliopsida; Lamiales; Acanthaceae. The transcript has 4 exons. The coding region runs from base 181 to 351 and encodes 56 amino acids.
UUUUGCUCUAAACUAAAAUACUACAGCCGGCCCGGCCCCUUCUUCUCGCAUUUCCUUCUUCCCCUUCUCCUUCAUCAGUCCUUCCUCGCUUCCCUUGCCUUUUCUUCAUCCCCUGCUGUUGCAGCUCUCGGUGGCUUUCAGGAUAAUAGAUCAGAAGGUGAAAGUGAAACCAGGAAAGAGAUGAAUUGGAUUCAGCGCAAAAUUUAUCUAUACAACGUUACCUUUGGGCUCUAUAUGCUCGAUUGGUGGGAACGUCUUCUCUUCAAUACGUUGGUGCUUGUGUUGAUGUGGUUUAUUUGCUACAAUGGAUUCCGCUAUACUUCAGAUUUCUACAGAAGGGUACUGCAUUAAGAAAAUGGACCCUAAAAUCCGACGAUUAUUUCUGAGCUCGGUUUACGCCAUAUUUCAUUUCUCCAUAGCAAUGUCAGUACACUCCAUGCCCCACUUGUAUUAAUAGAUGCUUUUCAUUGUUGAGUAGCUAUUGCCGAUAUAUAAAUGCUAAGUCCUGAUCAAUGCAUAGCUUUGCUCUGCCCCCUCAACUGUUCUUCUACUUAUCAAUAAAUAGAUUUCGUAAGUGCCUUGA